AUGUCCCAGUCCGCGAUGCCGCCCGCAAGCUCGUCCAGUCCGGGCGCUAGAGCUCCCAUGCCUGUGCCCGCAUCUCAACAACAGCAACAACAGCAACAACAACAGCAUCAAGGUAGCCCAUCGUCGCGCGGAACGUCGCCGGCGUUCGACCGUAAUCGGACGGUACGCGCGCAGUCGAUGCAGGCCUACGCCACCGCCAACGCUGCCGCCGCUUCCUCGCCGCCGGCAUCCCAGCAGGCCUUCCCAUCCAAACCUACGCCGCCGCCGGGAUCGACAGAGCGCCCCCCGCCUCCGCAACACGCGCUGUCGCAGCCGAAUAUCCAGCAAGUGUCAUCGACCACCGCGCCGCGCAACCCGCACCGACACUCUGCGCCGCUUUACAACGCUUUCAUGCCGCCUGGCCCCGAGGCAUUCGCUAUGCACCCUGAUAUCAUGGCUGAACUCGAACUGAGGGCACAAGGGCUCGUCCAUGCUGCUGCGUCUGACAUCACACCUAAUCUCGCCGCUGGUCUCGGUGGGAUAGCCUAUUCUGGCGGUGCGAGCUCUAGCUCUGUCAAUGUCGCUGGUACCUCCGGGGAGAGAGAACGAGCGCCGGAGCUUACGCGUCGCGGGAGUACGCGCGACCAAGCUCAGCAGGGAUACGAUCAGCAGCAGCAGCAAGCAUACGAGUACGAGAUGGGACGUUAUGCCCAGCAACAAGCCUACGAGCAGCAGUAUCUGCAGUACGAUCGCGAAGCCUACAUCCCUCUUCCACCCGCAGGUCGUUCGCCCGCUACACCGCCUCCCGUACAGACUACGACGCGCAAGGCAGCGCCAGCCUAUGUCCCUUCGCCCGUAGCGACCGCCCCCGCAAAGCUUCCGGAUGCAGCUUCUCAGAAGCGCACCGAUUCGGGCGGUAAAGAUCCGAUCCAGAAAGGGAACAAGGAUUCUCGUUCGGGAUCAGGUCAGGGACAACAAGGACAGGGACAACAAGGUCAAGGCACGCCUGAGUUGCCGGUGCAUGAGGACGAUGCGGAGCAGGAUCAUAUCCUCGCUGAGCGGUGGCCGGCGGGGCGUACACCGUCGCCUGUGCCGUCGAGCGACAUUCUUCCUGAUGCGCUCAGGCGUAAGGAUGCUCAGCAGAUCAGUCAAGGCGCCCAACAGCAACCGCAGCAGAUUGAUGGCGAGGACCGUAGUGCGGGUGAAGAUAGUCACACACCCCGCUCCCCGGUGAAUUCGUUACCGAUGCACCAGUCUCAAGCCAUAGCCGCCAUGCUCAACGCGCGGCACCAUCCUCGCCGCCGUCUCGACAGCGCAGCCUCGAGCGCGUUCGGCCUUCCACCAUCUAGCGAAUACGGACAAACGAGCGAGUAUAUGUUCGCGCAUCCCUCAGAAGAUCCACGGUGGAGCCACCUAUUCGACGAUCCGGAAAUGGCGUACUAUACCGGCGCGUUCUCGAACUCGCCUGUCAGCACAAACUCUCGCCCGGGCGCCCCGAUCCCGCCUACAUCCGCCGCGCCGAGCCCUCUCCCAGCACACCUCCAGAUGAAUGCCGCUCGCGUAGCGGCCCUGCGUCAAGCGUACUCCCCGGCGCCAAUGCCCACGGGCAGCCCUUAUCCUUUCCCUUUCGGACAUAUCCCUCGUGGUGCAGGUCCCUCUGCAGGCUACGCUGGGACGGGGACAUUGGAUAGUAUGGAUGCCGCUGCAGUUCAAGAACAAUUGGCGGCGCAGAUGAGGACGUAUGCGGCGAAUAAUGGGGGUUUGGAGAGUGUUAGCACCCUCAGCCCUCGUGCCAGUCCGGCGCCGUGGCCAUACCCGCCUGGACAUAAUCCUUGGGCGUACCUCCAGACUUCGCGCGUCUAUGGCGCACAUCCUCUACAUCCGCCUCCACGGCGGCACGCGCUGGCGAGCGAUGCGAGUAUCCGGAGUAGUCCGAGCCAUGAGCCUGUUCAGUUGCCUCUGAUGCCGACGGGGAGAGGUGCUGCGAGGGUUCGGAGGGGGAGUAGCUUGAGGCCACAGGCGAAUGGGGCGACAAAGGGGAAGGCGAAGAGGAAUCUGAGGCCGGCGAGUACGCAGCCUAGGGACACAAGCCCUGAGCCUUCAAGCUCGAGCGGGGAGGAAACCGCACUGGAGUCGCAUGUCGGACGCAUGUCGGAUGAGGAGCACGAGGAUGAGGUCGAUGAUGGCGUCGAGGGCAAGGGGAAGGGUGUCAUGACGAGUGAGAGUGAUCGACCGGAGAGUACGGGCGAGAGUACGGCAUAUGCGCCUGGAUCGGGCACCGGAGAGGAUGAAUGGGUGGAUGUCAGUGAUGAUGAUACGGAGGAUCUAUUGGGAAUUGAAUUCCAUCCGGAGUUUAUUGGACAGCCGGAGAAGAGGAGAAGGAGGUUCGAGGCGAGGUGGGAUGCUCUCGUUCGUGCCUUCAACGAGCUCGAUCGGGAAACGGAUACGCCCAUGGUCCUCCUCGCCGCCCCGGCCCACACAUCCAAACUGCACGCUCACACAUCCCGCGCUCUCCGACGCACGCGCUCCUCACCAACAGCUUCAUCCCACAUGGCUUCUGUCCGUCGCUCCUUCAGCCUUCUCGCAGCCGAACGUGCUCCCUCCGCCGCCCUCCCAUCACUCUGGGAAACCCUCUCCGCCUCUUCUCGCGCCGGCACACCUUCCGCACCCGAGAUGACGCAGUUGCUCGAGACUGCUUUGGGGAGCUUGGCGGCGUUGGGCGAGAUGUAUAGGGUCAGAGAGGCCAGGUGGGCGGAGGAGAUGGGGAGGGCUGAGGAGGAGAGGGAAAGGGUUCAGUUGUUGAUGAGGCAGGUUUUGGGCGCUGGUGCGGGCGGUGGUGGAGGGAUGGGGUUUAGGAACUGGAGUCCAUUCAGCGUCGGGAGUGCGAGCAGCUCGACUCUGGGUGUGAAUGGCAUGGUCAAUGGCGCAAGUCCUGGGGGUGGUGUGAAUGACUGGAUAUGUAUGGUGAACACGCUAGGAUCUAUGUAUUCCAUGAUGCACGACGUACGAUUCGGUGCGCACGAUUGA
Peniophora sp. CBMAI 1063 is the source of this 3006-nucleotide messenger RNA. Lineage: Eukaryota; Fungi; Basidiomycota; Agaricomycetes; Russulales; Peniophoraceae. The record is from the annotation of a GenBank genome assembly.